GUGAAAAGUGUGUGAAUGUGAAGUGUCUGUGAAAAUGAAGUGCAGUGCUUGUGUCGUUUCGUAUCGUAAAACGUUUCCGAAAUCUCAAGCUCUGGUCCAUCAUUACUUCGAAAUAACUGUAAAAGAUCAGGAGGAGAAGGCAGCAGUUUGACCAUAAAGAAGACGAGGCAAAAGGCAUGCCAAGUUAUGGCGCGUAGAAGGCAGAGCAAAAUGUAAAGUGGAGAUUGCAAAAGGAAGAUGAAAAAUAAUGCGGAAAGAACUGAAAUCUAUUUCGGAAAGUUUCGAAGCCUGCUGCCUGCUGCCUGCCCCCCUGUGGAAACCACACGCUGACAGCCUGAAGAAGAAGAUCCCCGCACUAUCUGUGGCAUGCAGCAUUCAAAGGGAAUCGCAAAUUGAAGGCAGCCACAAAGGCAGAACGGGGGCCACCAUUUUCCGGUAUUUUGAUUUCGUUUUGCCAGCACCUCAACAUAAUUUCCGCCCCAUCGAUUCGGUUUUGGCUCCACCAUUUAUGGAAUGCCCGAUUAAAACACUCGAAAAACAAAUAAAUUAAAAACUCUGCGCACAUCGAACGGAACGUAAUUAAAAUUGUUCGAAAAUGGCAAUGGAAUGGAUAACCGCAAUGGACAAACGUCCUUGCGAUCGAAACUUGCGUGAUGUGGAGCUAAUCUCGUGCCGCUUGCGUCGCGUGGAGCCGCUGUGUCGCCUGCCCGGCUCGGCCCUGCAGCAAUUGGCCAUGUGCGGCUUCUACGAGGACUUGGAGAAGGGCGUUACCCUUUUUCGCGCCGGCGAACAGGGACGCUUCUGGUAUGCGGUGCUGGGCGGCUCACUGGAGGUUCGAUAUCAUGCCCAUGCCGAUGCCGAUGGCAAGAGCUCCGUAACGUUGUGCAAUCUGGGUGUGGGCGCCACAUUUGGGGAGACCAUUCUACACGAUCUGCCACGCGACAGCACUGUGGUGACGAAGACAACCUGCGAGCUGUUGCGCGUUGAGCAGCAGGACUUUCGACUCAUAUGGGAGAAAAACAAAGAGUUAAUGAAUGACAUUUUCACCAAUUGCAAAUUGAAGAACGGUUUUGGUCCUAGCGUACAGCAAACGGCAGCCGCCACAUCGCCCACCAAGCGCCCACUCAGCCCGGACCAUCCCAAUCCAGCGUUGCCCAUAACCGAGACACCGAGUCCGGCUAUGAGCCGCAUGGGCUGGGCUCUACGCACAUUACUCGUCGCCGACAAUUCAAGCUGUCUGAAGGAUCGCAAAGUUUCGGGCAAGCUAAUACGCAAGUGUGCACCCGGCACCGAGCUCGUCGAUUGGCUGGUAAAUCUCGCACCAAUUGUCCAUACGCGCGCCCAAGCGGCGGGCAUGUGGCAGGCUCUCGUCGAGGAAGGUGUACUUACACAUGUCAACAAAGAGCAGCCAUUCAAGGAUAAGUGCUUUCUGUAUCGAUUCCGGCUGGACGAGGAAGGUGGUGCAGCUGCGGUCGGCAUACCCCAGGCAGAGGAUCAACACGCAGCCAACGAGCACAUACGCGAGGCAUUGAGUGCGCUGUUUCAACGCGGACCGGAUGCCACAUUGCGUAUGAUAUUGCGCAAGCCCUCCCACGAACGCACACCGGAGGAACUGGAGCUGGUGUUCGAGGAGCUCGUGCACAUUGCCGCCCUCUCCCACUUGUCCACCAGCAUCAAGCGGGAACUCUCAUCGAUAUUCGUGUUCGAGGCACAUGCCCAAGCGGGCACAAUAUUGUUCAAUCAAGGCGACGAGGGACGCUCCUGGUAUAUCCUGCUGAAAGGUUCGGUGGAUGUUGUGAUACACGGCAAGGGCACGGUGGCCACACUGAAGACGGGCGAUGAUUUUGGUAAACUGGCUUUAAUCAACGACGCACCCAGAGCUGCUACCAUUGUGCUCAAGGAGAACAAUUGCCACUUGCUGCGCGUGGACAAGGAGCACUUUAAUCGUAUAUUGCGCGAUGUGGAGGCCAAUACAUUGAGGUUGCAGGAGCACGGCAAGGAUGUUUUAGUGCUGGAGCGUGUGGCCAAGCAACGUGGACAGCAUUCAGCAUUCAAAUACACGGUCAUGUCGGGCACACCGGCCAAGAUGCUGGAGCACCUGCUAGAGACCCGACUGGGUCAGUCUGUUGGCGGCAUGGAUCCCUUCCUCGAUGACUUUCUGCUCACGCAUAUUGUAUUCAUGCCCGUGGUGCAGCUGGUUGAUGAACUUGCCAAUUACUUUCAUUGCGAUACCCAUGAGGAUGCGCAAACACCCGAGGAUCGUGAGUAUAUUGUCAACUUUAAGAAGCGCGUCAUACAGUUCAUGCAAAAGUGGGUCAUGGCCGUGCGGCAUGCGGCCUUCGAGGAGCCCAGUGUGUGUGAUUUCAUUGAGGAUCUCGCAGCCGAAGUGGAAGCAGAUCCGGAUCUCAAUGAGGAGACGAGCAUCGUGCACAAUGUGCUCACACAAAUGGCACGCUAUCAGGAGGAUCGCAAUCAGAAUGCGGGACAAAAGUGGAAAUUGCCGCCAAAUGGUCAACCAAUUUGUUUGUUCAGCGGCAAUGCAACGCCCUCAAAGACGGUCAUACGACCGGAUGAUGAUAUCAUCUUCCGCGUCUAUUGUGCCGAUCACACCUACUGCACCCUGCGCUUUCCCAUGCACACCACAGCGGAGCUCAUCAAAGCCUGUGCCGCUGACAAGCUGCAGCUGAAUCGUGGCCCUGAGGACCUGUGCCUAGUGGAAGUCAAGUCGAACGGGGAGCGCUCUGUGUUUAAGGAUAACGAUGUCAGCAUACCCACUGGCCUCUCGCUCAACGGUCGACUGUUUGUCUCCGUCAAGGAUCAUUUGGAUGCGUUGACACAACUGCAGGAGCAGGAGUGCCCCACAGAGGGUGUAGACAUCGAUUUGGAGAUACUAAGCACCAAGGAGCUGGCCUAUCACAUCACACUCUUCGAGUGGGAUCUGUUCUAUGCUGUGCAUGAAUAUGAAUUGCUCUAUCACACCUUUGGACGGCAUCACUUUGGCAAGAUCACAGCCAAUUUGGAUGUCUUUCUGCGUCGCUUCAAUGAGGUUCAGUACUGGAUUGUCACCGAGCUCGUGUCCACGCCGAGUCUGAGCAAACGCGUGGGUCUCGUACGCAAGUUUAUCAAGCUGGCUGCCUAUUGCAAGGAAUACCAAAAUCUGAACGCCUUCUUUGCUGUCGUCAUGGGCCUCUCGAAUAUGGCCGUGUCGCGGCUGCAGCAAACCUGGGAGAAGAUUCCUUCGAAGUUUAGGAAGAUCUUCCAAGAGUUUGAGGCGCUCAUCGAUCCCAGUCGCAAUCAUCGCGCGUAUCGCGUGUUUGUGGGCAAGCUACAGCCGCCGCUGAUACCGUUUAUGCCGCUGCUGCUCAAGGACAUGACGUUUGCCCACGAGGGCAACAAGACCAGCCUGGACGGGCUGGUGAACUUUGAGAAGAUGCACAUGAUGGCACAAACGAUGCGCACCAUACGCUUCUGUCGCUCCAGGAGUUUGGGUUUGGAACCGCCUUCACCCAAGAGCGAGGGCGAGGUACGCUCGUACAUCAGCAGCUUUCGAGUGAUUGACAAUCAGCGCGUGCUGACGGCCAUGUCCCAGAAGGUGGAGCCCACCAGGAAGCUCUAAGCAGCAGCUCCUCGUAGCCAGCGAGUACUUAAGUGUCUAACCCCCUAUAAGUAUGUGUGUUAAGUGUUUAAUCAAAGCUGCAAAUUAGCUGCACAGAUACGAGCUUAGCUGCCCAGCAAAAACUUCUAUUUGCAUUCGCAUUCGCAUUCGCAUUAGCCUUAAGCUAAGUAGAGAGUAUUUAUGACCCACUUAAUCAUGGACGUACUCUAACUCCAACUUUCAAAAUGAACUGAAACCUAACACACGAAAAUGCAAAAGAACUUUUUUUGCUUUAGUACAAAAACGAAAAAUUUGACAGGCGCCGCAGGAAACCAAUGCCGAAACGCAGCCCAGAAUGAGGAAGCAACUUACAUACAUACAUAACUACAUGCAUAACUACAUACAUAGUGAAUACAAAAACAAAACAAUGGACGAGUGUGAUACUAAACAUUUAGGAGGAGACGACAUCAAAAGUAAAACAAACAGCACGAAAACUGCAUAAUUUCCUACCAAAACUUUUUCUACGUACAUCUACUGUGUAACUAUAUCUACAUAUGUUUAUCUACAUUUACAUCUGUUGUAACCUACUCCAAAAAGUAUUUUGUAUAGACAUACAAACGAAUGGAUGCAGAGCAAAGUGGCGUGGCAGCAGAAUCUAUUUUUUUAAACCCUAAACUAAAAACUAUUAAACAGUCUAGUGGAAGCUAGUUAUUAACAUUUAAGCUACGUAGUGCAUAAGUCAUUUGAUUUCCAAUUACCGAACUUUCGAUUUCAUUCAGUUUAUUCCUCCAUUCAAAGCGUAAAGUGAAUGAACUGUCACACCACCUUUAUUAAUACAUAUUUAUUUAAAGAACACCAAGCAACACUUCAUUGUUUUAUUUUUGUACAAAAUUGCGUGAUUUGUGAAACAAUUUGCAUGUAGAAAAUGCAUUAAAAAUAAAUAACACUGGAGAGGGACCUUACUAGCUGUAGUAAUUAGUUGUAUAGUCGUAAAAUGAAUCGAUUCACAUUUGUAUAUAGAUUGAAAGUAAAUGAACUUACUCGAAAUGUGAGCAGUUGCCCCAAAGAUAGGCUGGGUAAGUUCUCGUUAGUUAAUCCUAGCAAUGUAGUAGCCGUAAAAUAUAAACUCCAACUCCUCUCCCAAGUAAAGGUCUCUCAAACAACGAUAUAACACUUAACCUACCACAAAAACAAAAACUUAUACAUAUUGUAGCCAUAACUUUGACCAUGAUGCAUAGGAUUAUAUGUCGUGUAGGUGUACUAUAAAAAAUAUUAGUCCUUCUUUUUGCAUAAAUCCAUGGCAUCAGCAGUAUCCAGUGGUUUCUCUCUCCCCAAUAGCAAACAGCCAAUCGAAUUUUCAAUGAAACUUUUAUACAUAAAUAUAGACAGUGGAAAUGUUAAGUUAAUAACUUACAAAUUUGUAUACAUUUCGAAUUGAUUUUACAUGCAACGCAACACCAAUUUUUGUAGUACGUGACAACAAAAAAGAACAGAGUUUAAACGCCUUUUAAUUACUUUAUCUACACAAUGUGUGCCACAACCGGAGGCAUUCAGCAACAAGUUAACCCAGUAAAUCUUCUAGCAUAUAUAAAGACACAUUUGUAGAUGGAAUAACACUAACACUAGUUUCUAUAGCGAUAAGAAACAAAGGUUUUGAAAUGUAUCAAAACUGUUGGCAGCAAUACACAAUCGUUGUUGUUCAAUAAUGCCGAUAUAUAUCUAUAUAUAUAUAUACUCUUAGCAAAACAAGAAAAUUCCAAAUUUUAACUUGUGAUUCGAUUUGACAAUCUCAAAACAAAACAAAACAAAACAACACAAAAAUCCAGUGAACUUUUCUCUACUUUUACUUUUAAAGAAAAAUAACCAAAGCACUUUGCAUAAACCUUAACUUAAAUCGGGUAAAUCUAGCGAUAUAUUCAGGCUAUACUUAUAUACCUCCGUAUGAAAGAGUUCUAACUAAACGUACAGAAAAUACACAACUAAAAUGUUCAAUCGCAGUUUUAUAGGAAAUAGUAAGAUGUCUCCGAAUCAGUGUCGUGUCUACAUGGCUAGCGCAUUACAAUCUCCAAUUUACUUACAUAGAAAAUAUAUAUAUGGAUAAGUCUCUUUGCAGACCACAUAAAUAGUUUAUAAUAAAGAAAGUCUCCUCAUUUCGAUGGAGCUCAAAAGUAAGAAUCAAACACCAAGACAGCAAAUAAACAGCUAAAUCAGUGUCUAGUACAUGGCUAACGCAAAACAAUCUCAAAUUUACUUAACUAACAAAUAGGAACAACUGUACACAAUGUUCAAAUCAGUGUCUACAUGUCUAUAGAAUAAACCACAAGAAGAUCUGGAAGAGAAUGUGGAAGGUCUCACAGUAAGAAUCAAACACCAAAACAAAGCAAAUAAUUACCAUUAUAUGCAAUAGAGGACUAAAUCUCUAGUAGGUAAUAGAAGAAAGAGAGUAAUAAAUAGAAGCUUCCCUUUGUGGAGCUCACAGUAAGAAGCAAACACCAAAAAAAAACAAACAAUUUAUGUUGCAGUCCUCACGGGCAGACAACUAAGU
Drosophila guanche is the source of this 6140-nucleotide messenger RNA. RefSeq names its product rap guanine nucleotide exchange factor 4 (gene Epac). Gene Ontology annotation, biological process: positive regulation of GTPase activity; Ras protein signal transduction. NCBI's taxonomy places the organism in Eukaryota, Metazoa, Arthropoda, Insecta, Diptera, Drosophilidae. Gene Ontology annotation, molecular function: guanyl-nucleotide exchange factor activity. The transcript has 21 exons. The coding region runs from base 596 to 3616 and encodes 1006 amino acids. Gene Ontology annotation, cellular component: plasma membrane. The record is from RefSeq and is a predicted model, not a curated record.